CUAGACACUAUUCCCAAGAUCAAAGGCUGUAGAAGUGAAGUUCAGAAUACUGGCACUCUGUAUGCAAUUGGCGGUCAGCCUGCAUGAGACAUGUGAUUUCAAUCCCAACGGGCAGCAACUGAUCAUCUCGCUGUCCUCGUCUCUUCCCCUUGAUCGUAGACAACACCCUCAAGAUACACCCUCAAUAUGGCACUCCGGGUCAUUGUUGUCGGCGCUGGAAUUGCCGGUCUCUGUGCAGCUGUUGCUCUCCGACAGGCCGGCCAUACUGUCACGAUUUUCGAAAAGUCCCAGUUUGCAACAGAAAUCGGAGCAGCACUGGCCGUGUCACCUAACGGAGCGCUUGUUUUGCAAAGUAUCGGCUUCGACUUUGCUCGAGCACGAGCAUGUCGUCGGAGAAGCUGGGAGGUGGUCGAUGGGACGACGCUCUCGCGGAUCGCGAUCCAGGUCAUGGAAGAAGAUGACAAUAAGAGUGUUGGGUUUUGGACCGUCCAUCGAGUUGACUUGCACCAGGAACUGCUACGACUAGCGCAGGAUGUAGACCCCGACAAAGAUGCCGGUUUCCCUACCCCUCCUCCUCCCGUUGAAAUCCGUCUGGCGUCUCCUGUGGUGGAUGUCGACCCCGUGGCCGGCUCAGUACGUCUGUCUGACGGCUCGGUGCAUGCGGCGGAUCUGGUCAUCGGGGCGGACGGGCUACACUCUGCCAUUCGGGCGUCAGUGAUCCCGCAUCUCAAGUCACCUGUCGUGACGGGGAUGAGUGCCUUUCGGUUUCUGCUACCGACAGAGGCGUUCGCUUCAAACCCGACGCUAGAGAGAUUCAUCGAGAGGACGAACCGCGGAUCCAUUCUCUUCGCGGACACGGUGGAUACCGUCAAUGAGCGCCAUCUGAUCUGGUACAGUUGUCGGGGAGGGGAGGUCCAGAAUUUUGCGGGGAUCCAUCCCACGCGACCAAAUACGUCUAACUCUGACUUCAAGUCGGACAUGAUCGAAGAGUUCGUCCAUUUCCACCCUUCCGUCAGAGAAGCAAUGAAUCUAGCCGAAGACGUCAAGUGCUGGCCCUUGUUGAUCCACGAACCUCUGCACACAUGGUGUUUCCAUAAAGUGCUUUUGAUCGGGGACGCCGCACAUGCAAUGCUCCCCUUUGGCGGACAAGGUGCAAACCAGGCCAUCGAAGAUGCUGGCGCUCUAGCAGCGCUGUUCAAGUCGAUCACCCCGGCAGGGAUUCCUGCUCGGCUCGCGCUUUUCGAAGAGGUAAGACGAAAGCGAGCCAGUAGAGUACAGGUUCUGUCCAGCGUCAGGGUAGGCCGGGAGGCUGAAGUUCAAGAGCAAUUGAAGGAGUUCAUGGAGCCAGGCAUGCCAGUGCCGAACACCUUUAGUUCUCGUCUUGACCAUGACUCUAAGUAUAAUGUUCUCGAGGAGUGUGUCAGGAAGUUGGCAUCGCUUGGGCAAAGCUACAUUAAAGUCUAGACACAUGAAGCUAUGCUUCAACUUGACAGUAUUCCAUGGCUGGUGUCAAUCUCUGCUAUGAGACUGAUCUCGGAGUAUCUCUCUCACUCGGGGUAAACUUGGUCUCUCUUGGAAAUACUAUUCAAGAAUGAUAUAUUGGCUUGUUGUACACCGUCCGGAUAUAUAUUCUAUAGAAAGACACUACAUAAUGGUAUUAACCAACAGCCUGUCUAUAACCAGUAUAGAUACGAUACACUGC
Penicilliopsis zonata CBS 506.65 is the source of this 1702-nucleotide messenger RNA. RefSeq lists its product as hypothetical. The transcript is spliced from 8 exons. Gene Ontology annotation, molecular function: FAD binding; monooxygenase activity. Lineage: Eukaryota; Fungi; Ascomycota; Eurotiomycetes; Eurotiales; Aspergillaceae. Bases 187 to 1464 code for a protein of 425 amino acids. The record is from RefSeq and is a predicted model, not a curated record.